AUGACGUCUGCCAUUGCGACAGCCACCUCUUCUGCCAGUGCCUCGCCAUCCGAUUCCGUCGUCCUGCCUACCCUGAAGGUCAUCGACCAGAAUACACCUCUCACCUUUACGAAGCCCUCGAAGCGCAUCAACGAGGGCCACGACGUCGCCCGAUUCCUCACAAGCCUCGCCUACCGCGAUAUUGGCAUUUUUGUCUUGCAGCUCAACCGCGCCCUAUGUCCGCGCCAGCAGCCCGGUGCGUCGUCGGCGCCCGCUCGUGUCUUCCCUCUCACCCCCGGCUCUCCUUCCUCCUCAUCGCCCAUCCUCGCCCUUCAGGCUCUACUCUCCGAGAUCAGCGAGCUCGUCGAGCUGGCACCCCCAGACCCCGGUCCUCGAAGAUUCGGCAACGUGAGCUUUCGCACGUGGCAUGCUCUUGUCGAAGACAGGAUCGAUGGCCUCCUGAGCGGCGGGUUGCUGGGCAAGACGCUGGACCUGGCCGCCGGUGCGGCCAGGGAAGAGGUCGGCAGCUAUCUCAUCGAUGCCUUCGGUAGUGCCCAACGACUCGACUACGGGACGGGCCACGAGCUCAGCUUCCUCGCCUUCCUCGGUUGUCUGUGGAAGCUGGCCUUUUUCCAGGGCGAGAAUGACGACGAGGAUAUGGCGCGUGAAAUCGUCCUCAACGUCAUCCAGCCGUACCUUGAAGUUGUCCGUAAACUGAUCCUCACGUACACCCUCGAGCCCGCCGGCUCCCACGGCGUCUGGGGUCUCGACGACCACUCCUUCAUCCCCUACAUAUUCGGCUCUGCCCAACUAACGCGCCCGAUCGGCUCCUCGGGCACCGAGCCGAUGCCUCUCGAGGGCUCCGUCGCCGGCGCCCCGAAGCCUAGCGACGUGACGAAGGGGGAUGUCGUCGAGGUCCAGCGCGCCACCAACAUGUACUUCUCCGCCAUCGGCUUCAUCAACGACGUCAAGAAGGGCCCCUUUUGGGAGCACUCCCCCAUUCUCUUCGACAUCUCCGGCAUCCGCGACGGAUGGGGCAAGAUCAACAAGGGCAUGAUCAAGAUGUUCAACGCCGAGGUCCUGUCUAAAUUCCCCGUCGUCCAGCACUUUCGCUUCGGCGAGCUCUUCUCCUGGGAGGAGGAUCCCGACGCAGCGAAACCGACGCAGAGCGUGCACAUGGCCAAUCAGCCUGCGCAGGUGCAAGCAGCCACGGCAAAACGGCCGAUGCAUCCCUUGUCCGGGACAUCUGCGCCGUGGGCGCAAGCAACCAAGAUGCCGCCGCCUCCCGGUCCCGGGAUCCCGUACUCCAGGGCUCCGCCAGGUCCGGCUGCUGGCUCGGUGACCUCGAGGCCGAGACCGCUCCGGGAUGAGACCUCGGGAACGGGAUUGACGGCAGCACAAACCUCGGUGACGAGAGCGCCAUGGGCCAAGGAUACUUGA
Molecule: messenger RNA, 1419 nt
Organism: Drechmeria coniospora
Lineage: Eukaryota; Fungi; Ascomycota; Sordariomycetes; Hypocreales; Ophiocordycipitaceae
Exons: 2
Coding region: 1-1419 (472 amino acids)
Biological process (GO): mitotic spindle organization
Cellular component (GO): cytoplasm; protein phosphatase type 2A complex; nucleus
Molecular function (GO): peptidyl-prolyl cis-trans isomerase activity; protein tyrosine phosphatase activator activity
Source: RefSeq, a predicted model, not a curated record